CUCAGACACAGACACAGGAUCAGCUCUGAGCUCCCAGCAGCCACGCUUUCCCUGGCCGGUGGACGCCCCUCACCGUCCCGCCCUGAGUGACUCACUGCUCCCCUGGACCCCGGCCAUUGCUGUCUCCUGGCAGGAGGCAGGCGCAAGGUUGUGCAGAAGCCAUAGGGCUGGUGUGCGAGGACCUAGAGGGUCUGGAGAGCCGGACGUGUGGGGCCAACAAGGCCGGGGGCUGAGCCCUGCAGGGCCUGUGAGAUCCGGCUCCCCCACCUUCCCUGGCAUUUGGACCUUUUCUUUCUUCUUCCAACCAUGAAGAAGGAAGUGACCUGAGAGCUAUCAAGAGAGCCAGCCCCUGGCCAGGAGUCCUGAAGCCCAGACGACCCUCAUCCCCACCCAAGUCAGGCAUGAAGGGGGAUGGCCGUGCCAUGUGGAGCCUUAUGUGGAAGUACUGCAUCUCUGUGAGGACCCUCAGCGUUGAGGGUGAGGCGCCUAGCAGUGAGACCGGCACAUCGCUGGACAGCCCCUCAGCCUACCACCAGGGCCCCUUGGUGCCCGGCACCAGCCUGAGCCCAGACCACUACGAGCACACGUCGCUGGGGGCCUAUGGGCUGUACUCGGGGCCACCGGGGCAGCAGCAGCGCACGCGGAGGCCCAAGCUGCAGCACUCAACCUCCAUCCUGCGCAAGCAGGCCGAGGAAGAGGCCAUCAAGCGUUCGCGGUCACUCUCUGAGAGCUAUGAGCUCUCCUCAGACCUGCAGGACAAGCAGGUGGAGAUGCUAGAACGAAAGUAUGGGGGGCGCCUCGUGACCCGCCAUGCGGCCCGCACCAUCCAGACGGCAUUCCGCCAGUACCAGAUGAACAAGAACUUCGAGCGCCUCCGCAGCUCCAUGUCCGAGAACCGCAUGUCGCGCCGCAUCGUGCUGUCCAACAUGAGGAUGCAGUUCUCCUUUGAGGGGCCUGAAAAAGUGCACAGCUCCUACUUCGAGGGAAAGCAGGUCUCGGUGACCAAUGAUGGCUCCCAGUUGGGUGUCCUGGUUCCACCUGAGUGUAGUGACAUUGGCAAGCCAGCCGCCAUCAAGUCCCCAGCCUCCUCCAGUGACUUUGCGGAUGCCAUCACAGAGCUGGAGGACGCCUUCUCCCGGCAGGUGAAGUCUCUGGCAGAGUCCAUUGAUGACGCCCUCAACUGCCGUAGCCUACAUGCCGAGGAGGCACCGGCCCCCGAGGCAGCCCGGGCCAGGGACACUGAGCCAAAGCCCACCCUGCAUGGCCUGGACCACCACAAGCUGGACGAGAUGACUGCCUCAUACAGCGACGUCACCCUGUACAUUGACGAGGAGGAGCUCUCGCCACCUCUGCCCCUUUCACAGGUGGGAGACCGGCCAUCCAGCACUGAGUCGGACCUCAGGCUUCGGGCCGGAGGCUCGUCCCAGGACUACUGGGCCCUGGGUCACAAGGAGGACAAGGGGGACACAGACACAAGCUGCCGGAGCACACCUUCACUAGAGCGGCCGGAGCAGCGGCUGCGGGGGGAGCACCUGCCACUGCUGACUAUCGAGCCGCCUAGCGAUAGCUCUGUGGACCUCAGUGACCGCUCGGACCGCGGCUCACUCAAGAGGCAGAGUGCCUACGAGCGCAGCCUCGGCGGGCAGGAGGGCAGCCCCAAGCAAGGUGCUCACAGCGGCCCUCCCAAGGGCCUCCCCCGGGAGGAGCCUGAGCUGCGACCCCGGCCCCCCAGACCCCUUGACAGCCAUCUGGCCAUCAAUGGUUCAGCCAACAGGCAGAGCAAGUCUGAGUCAGACUACUCGGAUGGGGACAAUGACAGCAUCAACAGCACAUCCAAUUCCAACGACACCAUCAACUGCAGCUCUGAGUCGUCGUCCCGCGAUAGCCUGCGGGAGCAGACACUCAGCAAGCAGACCUACCACAAAGAGACCCGCAACAGCUGGGACUCACCUGCCUUCAGCAACGAUGUCAUCCGCAAGAGGCACUACCGCAUUGGCCUGAACCUUUUCAACAAGAAGCCUGAGAAAGGAGUCCAGUACCUCAUCGAACGUGGCUUUGUGCCAGACACGCCAGUGGGAGUGGCCCACUUCCUGCUGCAGCGCAAGGGCCUCAGUCGGCAGAUGAUUGGCGAGUUCCUGGGCAACCGGCAGAAGCAGUUCAACCGCGACGUGCUUGACUGCGUGGUGGACGAGAUGGACUUCUCAGCCAUGGAGCUGGAUGAAGCCCUCAGGAAAUUCCAGGCUCACAUCCGCGUCCAGGGGGAGGCACAGAAAGUAGAGCGGCUCAUCGAAGCCUUCAGCCAGCGAUACUGCAUCUGCAACCCCGGAGUAGUACGGCAAUUCCGGAACCCAGACACCAUAUUCAUCCUGGCCUUCGCCAUCAUCCUGCUCAACACAGACAUGUACAGCCCCAACGUCAAGCCGGAGCGUAAGAUGAAGCUGGAGGACUUCGUCAAGAACCUCCGAGGUGUGGAUGACGGUGAGGACAUCCCUCGGGAGAUGCUUGUCGGGAUCUAUGAGCGGAUCCGCAAGCGGGAGCUGAAGACCAACGAGGACCACGUGUCUCAGGUGCAGAAGGUGGAGAAGCUCAUUGUGGGGAAGAAGCCGAUUGGAUCCUUGCACCAUGGGCUUGGCUGUGUGCUGUCUCUGCCCCAUCGUAGGCUGGUCUGCUACUGCCGGCUCUUCGAGGUUCCAGACCCAAAUAAACCCCAAAAACUCGGACUGCAUCAGCGAGAAAUCUUCCUAUUUAAUGAUCUCCUGGUGGUCACCAAGAUCUUCCAGAAGAAGAAGAACUCGGUGACGUACAGCUUCCGGCAGUCCUUUUCUCUGUACGGCAUGCAGGUCCUGCUUUUCGAGAACCAGUACUACCCCAAUGGCAUCCGGCUCACGUCUGCCGUCCCCGGCGCAGACAUCAAAGUGUUAAUAAACUUCAAUGCGCCCAAUCCUCAAGACCGGAAGAAAUUCACUGAUGACCUGCGGGAAUCCAUUGCAGAAGUACAGGAGAUGGAGAAGCACAGAAUAGAGACGGAGCUCGAGAAGCAGAAGGGUGUCGUGCGGCCCAGCAUAUCCCAGUGCUCCAGCCUCAAAAAGGAGUCAGGCAAUGGGACUCUGAGCCGGGCCUGCCUGGAUGACAGCUAUGCCAGCAGUGAAGGCCUCAAGCGCAGCGCCCUCAGCAGCUCCCUAAGGGACCUCUCAGAAGCCGGGAAGCGAGGGCGUCGCAGCAGUGCGGGAUCGCUAGAGAGCAAUGUGGAAGGGUCCAUCAUUAGCAGUCCUCACAUGCGCCGGAGAGCUACAUCAACACGAGAGUGUCCAUCUCGCCCACACCAGACUAUGCCUAAUUCAUCCUCCCUCCUGGGCUCUUUAUUUGGUAGCAAGAGAGGGAAGGCCCCUCCCCAGGCCCACCCAUCCUCAGCCCCUCCCCAGCCACCCCCCCACCCACCAAUCCUGCCCCACCCACAGCACUCUUCGGCCAGCCAUCACCAGGGGCCCGCAGAUGGCCAAACGCAGGCCCAGGUGCAUGGGCACCACUCCCAGUACUGCCACAUGCAGCAGAACCCACCCCCCUACCACCACCACCACCACUACCACCCCCCUCAACAUAUCCAGCAUGCACACCAGUACCACCAUGGCCCCCACGGGGGGCACCCACCCUAUGUGGCCCAUGCUCAUGGCCACCCACCGCUGUCCUCGGCCCAGAUGGGACAUGCAGCACAUCACCACGGGCAGCCACCCGCCCCGCCACCCCCCACCAGCAGCAAGGCCAAACCCAGCGGUAUCAGCACAAUUGUGUAGACAGCCUGGGCAGGGGGGUCCCAGACUCCCUGGAACAACUGCACACCACAUAGAGGCACACCCAGGAGGCAGCUAGCCUCAGACCAAACCCAGGGCACUUCUGUUUCCAGCUCUCCCCUCUGCUCCCCACAGCCUAGAUGGAGCCCCAUAAGCCUCAGGGCUAGUGUUUUAGGGAACAAAGCUCCUGACUUGAUUUAGUGUUGGCGCCCUGGGCUCCAUUCACCUCAGCCCGGGGGAUGGGCCUCAGCCACCAUCAGCCUUGAAACGGUGCCACCUGCCAAGUAGAUGUUGAACUGCCUUCCACCCCCCACUUCAGCCCUCAGCUCUCUGCUCCCUAAUUUUACAGGCAUAUGAAAACCCAACCUAGAAAAAGAAGAAGUGAGAUACAAAAAAAAAAAAAGACAAAACAAAACAAACACCCAAAACUUGCUG
Messenger RNA from Loxodonta africana (African savanna elephant), 4223 nucleotides. RefSeq names its product IQ motif and Sec7 domain ArfGEF 1 (gene IQSEC1). The record is from RefSeq and is a predicted model, not a curated record. Gene Ontology annotation, biological process: regulation of ARF protein signal transduction; actin cytoskeleton organization. Gene Ontology annotation, molecular function: protein binding; guanyl-nucleotide exchange factor activity. Lineage: Eukaryota; Metazoa; Chordata; Mammalia; Proboscidea; Elephantidae. Bases 402 to 3791 code for a protein of 1129 amino acids. The transcript has 14 exons.